Molecule: messenger RNA, 2519 nt
Organism: Macrobrachium nipponense
Lineage: Eukaryota; Metazoa; Arthropoda; Malacostraca; Decapoda; Palaemonidae
Product: prolyl 4-hydroxylase subunit alpha-1-like
Exons: 14
Coding region: 373-2040 (555 amino acids)
Biological process (GO): peptidyl-proline hydroxylation to 4-hydroxy-L-proline
Cellular component (GO): endoplasmic reticulum
Molecular function (GO): protein binding; procollagen-proline 4-dioxygenase activity; L-ascorbic acid binding
Source: RefSeq, a predicted model, not a curated record
UCGGCAGUGGCAGUUCGUGGAUAGUACAUUCUCUCAAGUGCAUAUCAGAGAGAAUUUCUAACUGCAGACGACAAUAAACAUUUUCAUCCCAACUGAAGAAGAAAAAUUUCAGUCUUCCCUAACAGCACAGAAGAAAGUGGACACAUAAUUUAAUUCAUUUAUCUUCCUAAACGUCAGUUCAGAUUCAAAAUAACAGACGAAGGCGAAAAUUUCAGGUGCAGUUCAACUGAGGAUCGCAGGAAGUGCAGUUUUAACCGGAAAGGUUCGCCGCGACAGGCUUAUUCAUUGCCUAUCUUCAAAAUCCUGCACCAAGCGAAGGUCAUCGUUGUGUCAUCAUUCCCCUACGAAAAACGUCAAGUGAAUCUCCCGAAAAUGUUUACGUUAAUUGGUAUCCUGAUGAUAUUUAAAGGCGUAGCUGUGGAGUGCAAUGGCGUGUCGGGCGAUUUGUAUUCUUCUCUAACUCACAUGAACGAUCUUUUCAUCUUCGACCGAAAAGUUGCAGGAAUUCUGUCCUUCCUUCCCACUUAUCUGUCAGAAGUGGCCAGCUACAAGGAGUCGUACUCUUGCCUGAUUCAUGACGUAGUGACGCUGGCUAGAGGGAGCGCUUUGGAGGAGGGGGAUUUCCUGGACGUGGCCAUCACGGGAAAUCCCCUUCAUCUCUUCGCUGUCAUCAAGAGGCUCGUUUUGUACUGGCCGCCCAUCAGACGGUCGAUCAGUACAAUCUUUUCUUCGGAGGGUAUCUGCACAAACAAAAAUGAGCUGUGUGACUGGUGGGCUAAAUUUUCGGAAUGCUCCAAAAAUCCCACGUUCAUGAUGGUAAACUGCCAACUGUCAUGUGGAUUGUGCGGGAAGACAGAAGAGCGUGCUAAACUGUUGUCAUUAUUAGAACUCACGCAACGAACAGUGCUGCCAUCUCUCAACGACUUGCGAGGAGCUUCUUUGGCCUUGGCUAGACUUCAGCAGAUUUACCGGAUACCCAUUCCCAAUAUGGCCACUGGAACCAUAGCUAACGUCACGACUUGCGUAGUCCUUAGCGUUUACGACUGUAUAAGAAUUGCCAACGAAAGUUACUAUGAGGGUCAGUACGUUAAUGCAUGGCAAUGGUACAAUUAUGCAGGAGCAAUUGCCACUACUCCAGAUAUGAAACAACUCAUUGAUGAUCUUAAAUCUCCUGUGGCUGAAAAGCAUGAUGAGAAACAUAACCCACAUGAACCCAACUUCUUCCCUCGACGGAUCUCCCAGCAUCCAUUGCAGGUGCCCAGGGACACUGAAUACUUUUCCUUGUGUCGGGGAAACUCUCUGUUGACCAACGAGACGAUAGUCAGCCUCAAGUGCUACAUUUCAACUCGUGGAUCACCAUACCUGAUUCUCCGACCCAUCAAGGUCGAGCACGUACACCACGACCCUGAGAUGUACGUCUUCUACGAUGUGAUCUCAGGCAAGGAAGUUCAAGCCAUCAAAGACCGUGCAAGGUCUCAGUUAGAGAGGUCGGGUGUUUUAACACACACUGGUGGAGUAGAGCUGCGGGUCUCCCAGACGGCUUGGUUAGCAAACGGAAGUCACCCUUACUUUCCAGUGUUAGCCAAGCGCAUUUCAGCCAUCACUGGGCUUCAUGUCUUUGAGGAUCAUGGUAACUUACAUGCCGGGGAACAGUUACAGGUUCUCAGUUACGGCAUUGGUGGCCAUUAUACAUAUCAUACGGAUCCUCUCUGGAAAUAUGAUCUCCCUGAAAACUGGGAAAAUCACAGAGAAAAGUUCAGCGACUUCGAAAGCGGCGAUCGGUUAGCAACGUGGAUGUUCUACCUCUCGGACGUGGAGGCCGGAGGUAGGACAGCUUUCCCCAAAGCAGGGGUUUCAGUGACGCCUGUGAAGGGAUCGGCCGUCUUUUGGUUCAAUCUGCUGAGGAACGGAAAGCUGAACCCAAGGUCCGAACACGGUGGAUGCCCAGUCUUGCUGGGUCACAAAUGGGUGGCGAAUAAAUGGAUUCGGGAGAACCUCAACUUUAUGAGAGAACCUUGUACUCUUGAUGAGUUUAAAUGAGGGAUGAAAGAGGGACGAAAUGUCGCUACGAAUAGGGCUAUUAGAAUCACAAAGAAGAGGAGAUAAAUUUUAAAGAGCAGUAAGUAAAAAGACAUCAGUCGAUGGCCUAAAAGUAUACAUAUACCCGGAAACUCAUCUUCCAAGUACCUCAGCCUACAUCACCGGAACAAUAUACAAUCGACGAGAACAAAGCACUUCGAUGUAGUAAAAGAUGUUCUCAAGAACGGCCAAAAGAAUCUCCAGCGUUUGAUACAUAAUGGAACAAAGGUUCCUCAUCAUAUGAAUGACAAAGAUAAAUUGUUUGGUGCAUUGGUCCUCUUGUACAUGUGAUCUUGCGUGUUCUUCAGAGGAUGGAAAGUUUGGAAUAUAGAUUUUCAUUACACUUUAAAUUAUAUAAAAUACCCGUUAAAUUGCUGAGUUUUGCAUUUCACUCAUUUUUUUAUUAUCCGUUAUUAUUUACAUAGUUAUGCAAACUUUAU